Molecule: messenger RNA, 798 nt
Organism: Angiostrongylus costaricensis
Lineage: Eukaryota; Metazoa; Nematoda; Chromadorea; Rhabditida; Metastrongylidae
Source: the annotation of a GenBank genome assembly
AUGAUUAAAACCGUUUUCGGGUGGCGGAUUAACAAGUGGUUUGCCAAGUAUUUUCCGAUUUCCGUUCACAAAACCACCGAAUUACCUGCAGAUCGUAACUACAUCUUCGCUUGCCACCCUCAUGGAAUCAUUUGUAUGGGAAUUUAUGGAAAUUUUGCUACGGAGGGAAACGAAAAGAGCAAAGUAUUCCCUGGCCUGCGAUUCUUCGCUUGCACGCUUGUAUCGAACUUCAAUAUUAUGAUAAGAAGGGAAAUGCUUUUGCUGUCCGGAUUCAUUGACUGUUCUAAGGAAAGUAUAAGAAACGCAUUAGCAGGGGAGAAAAGCGGCCGUGCUGUUGUAAUUGUCGUAGGUGGUGCCGAAGAAGCACUAGAUGCUCAUCCGAACAUGCAUAAGUUAACACUUCUUUCGAGAAAAGCCUUCGUGAAGGAAGCGCUUCGUUCUGGUGCUUCUCUGGUUCCUGUGUACUCUUUCGGGGAGAACGACGUUUAUGAUCAAGUACAAAACCCGAAAGGCUCUCGUGUGCGUCGAUUUCAGACGUGGUUUAAGGAGUUGACUGGAAUAUCGCUGCCGUUUUUCUACGGUAGAGGAUUAUUCCAGCUGAACUUCGGUUUCAUGCCGCAUCGUCGACCAAUCAACACCGUUGUGGGAGCACCAAUCAGCGUCGCGAAAGUGAUUGAACCGACGGUGGAGGAAGUAAACAGGCUUCACAGUCGCUACUGUGCGGCGCUCACCGAACUAUUCGAAAUGAACAAAACCCGAUUUGGAGUACCUGAGAAUGCGAAAUUAAUGAUCGAUUAG